AACUCCGACUUCCACUCGUCCACCUUCCGCCGAGGCAGUGAAGACACCAUGUCGACCAUCAUGCGCACUUUGCGCAACCUGCGAAGCAUUGGCUUGAAGGAAUACGGCCAUCAAAUGCAGUAUAUGGGUGACACCAAGCGCGGAACGUUGAUUGCCAUGGACAAGUACGGCAACAAGUACUUUGAGAAUGUGGAGGAAGAUCUGCCGCUGCGGACACGAUGGGUGGAUUACAAGGAUCAUGAGUUCGACCCUUCUCAGAUAGAGCCCGGAUGGCACGCGUGGAUGUCGUACAUGGUGGAUAAGCCGCCGUCCCAAGACCGGAUUAUGCAGCGACAGGAGCGGAUAUGGGAGCCCACCGCCCACGUGCCCAACAUGACGGCGUCCAAGAGCUCCUUCCGAACAUACAACACAACGAAGAACAAGUAUCAGGCAUGGCUACCUGAAGCUGCGCCGCGACGAUAGGAUAUCAUCGCAGUGCGCGGAGGACGGCGUGAGGGAUCGUGUGGAAUGACGAGACUCGAGUACUUAUCUUAUUGCUCAAUUGAAGAUAUCAACGCACGCAUGCCUGCGAGCCCAGGGUUCACCAUCCCUUCAACAUUGACAGCACCACCUCUUCAUCCAGUUGUACCUAUGCACAAUGCAACAUGAUUGUUCCCAGUUCUUUGACAAAGUCUGAUCGAGCGCUGGCUGUGCUGGAUGAAGGCAAGCCAGGCGAAUGCUGGUCAGCUUCUGGGUGACUCACGAACUUGCGCCACGAAACUAAACAGAGCUACAAGGCUUAGGUGCAUGUAGCAGGCAGAAUGGCGCAUUGAGAGUGUCCAGGAUCACCCAGAGCUAGCAAACUUUUGCUGGCGGUCGCUCACUUAAGCCGACGGGCGGGCGAGGGUCAUGCCAUCAAUAUGAGUCUUGAGGA
This is a messenger RNA of Neohortaea acidophila, 913 nucleotides long. RefSeq names its product NADH ubiquinone oxidoreductase subunit NDUFA12-domain-containing protein. Lineage: Eukaryota; Fungi; Ascomycota; Dothideomycetes; Mycosphaerellales; Teratosphaeriaceae. Gene Ontology annotation, cellular component: membrane. The coding region runs from base 49 to 462 and encodes 137 amino acids. The transcript is spliced from 8 exons. Gene Ontology annotation, biological process: response to oxidative stress; mitochondrial respiratory chain complex I assembly. The record is from RefSeq and is a predicted model, not a curated record.